Messenger RNA from Caretta caretta (loggerhead turtle), 8641 nucleotides. It is a transcript of the gene GCNT4, whose product is annotated as glucosaminyl (N-acetyl) transferase 4. Gene Ontology annotation, molecular function: acetylglucosaminyltransferase activity. Lineage: Eukaryota; Metazoa; Chordata; Testudines; Cheloniidae. The record is from RefSeq and is a predicted model, not a curated record. Gene Ontology annotation, cellular component: membrane.
GCAGCUGCUGCGACCGCAGCCUGGGCUCCCCCGCUCUGCGGCGCCUUCGUCCGUGAAUCUGGCCCGGGAACUUCCCACCCAGCCAGCCCCGGCUCAGAGCCGCUCCCCUGCCGGGAAGGCUGGUCCCGCGCGGGAGGCGGGGUCACCGCCCCUCGGCUGCUCCGGCUCCGCCGUAACUUUGCAUGUCGGGGUUCCCCUCGGGGAGGGGGAGCACCGCGGGGCUGCGAAGCGAACCGGCUUUCGCCCGCCAGCUACACACACAGUUUGCCGGGCGGGGCUCACUCGGCGCCCCAAACUUUCGCACAGGCUCCGCCCUGCGGGGCCAGCGGCGCGCCGCGGCUCGGAGCUGGCGGGCAGAGGCGGGGCGGGCUCGUGACGGAUCGUGUCCAAAGCUGCCGAGCCCAGAGGCAACAGCGGCGGCUUCUGCCUCCCGGGCCCCGGCUGGCGGCGGGGGAGGACAGAGCGAGCGAGCUGAGGGGAGGCGCGCAGGGGCUCGCUCAGGGGUAUUCGCCGCUGCGAGCGCUCGCUGCCUCCCGGGGACUCCAGCGGGCCCGGCCCGGCGCGGGACGAGCAAAGGUCGCCGGCUGAAAGGAAGCCCGGAGGGACCCGCGGGGAGGCCCGGAGCCACUGAGUUGCUGCGCUCAGCCAAAUGGCUGCAAAGGCAGGAAUGUUCCCCCUGGUCCUCACAUAUACAUGUCUGAAUACUCGAUUAAAACAUAGUUAAAGAGGAUAUUAAAGCUUGGAACACUGUUUGUGGGUUCUAGGAGGAUGGAGGAAAACAACUACUCUUGUGUAUCCAGUCAGUCAUGGUGUCCCUCGAGCAAAGCUUUCUAGAACACUUUCCCAAGGAAAGAAGAUAAAGCAAAGUUCAAAAGAAUGAAGAGAUAUAAGUGUCCCUUCAAGUAUCCCAUGAGACAAAAGAUCCUGAUCCUGUUUUUAACGGUGUGGCUGCUUGCACUUCUGAAACUCCUCAAUGUUGAAAGACUCUUAUUCCCUCACAAAGGUAUUUAUUUGGUUGAGCACUUUUUAAGCACUUCUUCUUAUGUUAAAAACAAAUACUCCCAUCUUAGAAACGACUUCCAGUAUGAAAUUAACUGUUCAUAUAUAUACGAACAAGAACCCGGUGAAAUUGGCAAGAGUUUAGAGAUAAGAAGAAACGACAUCAUUGAUUUAGAAGAUGAAGACGUUAUAGCUAUGACCAGCGAUUGUCAGGUGUAUUAUACACUUAGAGGAUACCACCUAAAGCCUGUUUCCCCGGAGGAGGAAAGUUUCCCAUUAGCCUACUCUUUGGUUGUUCACAAAGAUGCAAUAAUGGUUGAAAGACUCAUACACACAAUAUACAGCCAUCAAAAUAUUUACUGCAUCCAUUAUGACCAAAAGUCCACUAAUACUUUCAAAUGUGCUAUGGACAAUUUAGCUAAGUGCUUCCCCAAUAUUUUCAUUGCAUCUAAAUUGGAGACAGUGGAAUAUGCACACAUUUCUAGGCUCCAAGCAGAUUUUAAUUGUUUGUCUGACUUGAUGAGGUCGUCGUUUCCGUGGAAGUAUGUUAUUAAUUUGUGUGGUCAAGACUUUCCUUUGAGGUCAAACUUUGAAUUGGUAUCUGAUUUGAAGAAACUCAAUGGAGGAAACAUGCUGGAGACCGUAAAGCCAAGUAGCAGCAAAAGGGAACGAUUCACAUAUCACUAUGAACUUGAGACAGUGCCUUAUAAGUACAUGCAGAUGCCUGUAAAAACCAACAUUUCUAAAGAGCCACCACCUCAUAACAUUGAGGUUUUUGUAGGCAGUGCCUAUUUUGUUUUAAGUCGAGCAUUCAUCCAAUAUACCUUUGAAAAUUCUCUUGCUAAAGAUUUUUUUGAAUGGUCCAAGGACACUUAUUCUCCAGAUGAACAUUUCUGGGCAACCCUUGCACGUCUGCCUGGAAUACCUGGGGAGAUUUCAAGAUCAGCUCAAGAUAUAACAGACCUGGAAAGCAAGACUCGCCUGGUAAAAUGGAAUUAUCUGGAGGAUCACUUAUAUCCUCCUUGUACUGGUACACAUCUUCGCAGUGUGUGCAUCUAUGGAGCUUCAGAAUUAAGGUGGCUUAUAAAUUAUGGACACUGGUUUGCCAAUAAAUUUGACUCCAAAGUGGACCCUGUUUUAAUAAAAUGCUUGGCUGAAAAACUUGCUGAACAACAGAAGGAAUGGGUUGAUUUGUCUUCUGAAAGCUCUUUCAUGCACAGACGUUCUGCUGAUGUUUCACUAUAGCAGUACACUAUACUCAGUAGUCAGUGUUAUCCAGAGUCUGACGCUCCAUAGCCUUGACUUUGUACAGUCAUUUAUGGGGUGUAAAAUACUACCAAAUCAGAAUGCUCCUUCUGCACAAGUGUAAAUGACUACACAAGGUGCAAUAGAGAAUCAGAAUGCAAUGGAGAGUCAGCCCCCAGACGUGAUGGAUCAUUGUAUAAAUCACCAAACCAACACUGUGUCCUUAAUAUCUUUCAAGGUGAUACUUAUAAAAAUGAACUCCACUUUUGAAUGCUUUUGUGGGAGGCUGUGGCACUGUCUGUGGUAAUGGAAUGCUUCAAAUUGAGCCUGCUUGCGCAAUAGCUAGGAUAAUUCCUCAUGUCUGUCCUCCUUAUUCCCCUCUUCUUCUUUAAAAGUUUUGAAACAUAGGAAGGAAGAUGUCCAGGUCUGCUACCUCAGGAAAGCUGCAAGGGGAAAAUCCAAAACUCAAAUGAGUCUAAAGAGAGAGUCUGAUGACCACUGAGCCAUAGGGCUGAUCCUGUGAAGAUGGCAGGUGAUGGUGCUUAGCCAUUUGCAGGAUUGGACCCAUAACAAUGAUUUCUGCAAUGUGAAUAUGAUUGGAUGAUAUAAGAGGAGAGAGAUCGUGGAACCUUGCCCACUGCAUUGGAAGUACCAGUGUUCUCGCCUAGGUGUCUCUGUAUUUAGUUUUCCUCUCUAUUCAUUUUAUGCUUCCAUACACUUUUCUGUACCUGUGAAUUUGGUGAUGGUUGAUAGAGGCAGCAUUACACACGGCAGUUCUUUUGAAGUCUGUACGUAUUCAUCGGAGAUGACAGCUUUCAUAACCCUAACAGAAAUCAGUGCCCGAAAACGUAUUAUUUGAGUUCAGUUGCCGUCUCCUCCAUUAGAAACAUCCUCCUGCAAAACCACAGUCAUUCCGGUCAGGGACACCAUUUUAGGAUGGUGCCCUGGGUCUGUGUAGCUACAGUAGGUAACAAAUGCGGCUUCUAAUUAGCAUUCAACAGUUUGGUGUUACAUUAAAAUGCAAAAUAUUGACAAGUCCAGAUUUUGUCCUAGCCAUAGGCCCAGAUCCUGAGUUGGGGCUGAGGCGCACACAGUGCAGCUCAGGAGGGGGCUGUGCAGAGGUGGCUUUAUGCCACCUUGGUGCUUCCCUGCUCCUGGGCUGAUCUGUGCCAGGCCAGGCUCUCACUUCAACUUAGAACCCACUUGCUUCAAAUUGCUCUAGCUGCCAAUGGCCCCAAAGGUUACCCUGGUAGCCAUGGAUCUUGGGGCAUGACAGAGCCCUUGCCAUCCCCCUUCUCUCAGCUAUGCCCCGUACACUGGGGGCCCGGAGAGGUGGUGAUGGUAGAAGAGUCUCUACAGCAGCUGUUGUAACCCACAAGUCCCGCUAUGCAGGGGGAAGUCAUCUGGGACCUGGAUCUGGGACCAGAAGAGCUUUGUACUGUCCCAAGACAGCCCAGGGUCUGGCUCGUGGUGUUCAAUAACAGUAUUGCUCUUGUCUUUAUCUAUCCAUAAAGUGCUGCAGUAAUGACAAUGCCCUGUUGUCUCAUUUACAGACUGGGACCAGAAGUACCCUUGAUGCACUGUACUUAUGGAAAGUGUUUAGCUGAUUACAUAAAAUUAUGGUUCAAACUGAUAGGAUUGAGGACAUACAUAAUUUGACCAAGUGAUUCAGUCUUAGCUUUAUCACAUAGGGUAGCCAUGGACUAGUCACUAGUGGUUUAAGAAUGGCACUGAGGGUCAGGAGUCAUGGGCUUUCCUCCCAAAUCAGCCACCAACUUUCUGUGUAAAGUCACUUAACUUCUGUGUCUCAAUUGCCCCAACUGUAACAUGGGAAUAAUGCUGUUCAACCACCUUUGUAAAGCACCUCGAGAUCUGUGGCUGACGAGUCUAUUUUGGUUAAAAUUAUAGAUUAUAACAACUUCUUCUCACCAAAACUAUUUAUGAAGUCUAUAAAUGCAUGGAACACAGAUUCCCUUGAUGUUCACAUAAAUAGGAAUAUAUUUUUAAAACUAAAUGCAAUUUAGGCUGGUAGCCUGCCAUUACUCCUUUGGUGCUGUUUUGGUUUAUCAUGAUAAUAUGGUGUAUGGGGACUUUCUAGAAUAGGAAGUAUUGAUUGUAUUUACAGAGCUGUGCAUUACCAUGUUCACACUUGGGAACUCAUAGUAUACAUAGAAUUAUGCUGUCAUAUCAUGAAAGGCUGUUAGGGUGUCAGAGGGUCAAACUUAGGCCUUGUCUAUACAAGACAACUUGCACCAGUUUAACUAAAUCAGUUUAAAAACACAUCUUAAGUUAAGCCACUAUGAGUCUGUGUGACCAAGGCCUUAUAGACUUCCUAGACCAUGGAAAAUAAGGGAACGUAGAAGUGAUGCUGUCUGCUGAGUUAGUAUCCCAGGGCCCCCAUCAUGCUACACGUUACUGUGAAAUACUUGUUUGAAGUGAAGUACAAGGUGUGCCCAGUCACAAGGCUGUGAAUUGUAAAUAUCCUGAUGAAUAUCUGUUCUUUUUGAUGAUAUAAUCCAAAGCUCUUCUACCUUGUGGCAUGAUGGUCUACAAAAUGUUUUCAAAUACAGUCUAUCCCCAAAAUUUAAGAUUAAAUUUCUGGAUUAUUUUCGCCCCCUCACUUGUAAAAUUUAACAUUGGCUAUAGAUAGAUGUAUAACACACACACAGUAUAUAUGUAUACAUGCAGUGUGGAGACCCCUGGCACUGUUCUGUGAUAAAAUAUGAACAAAAAAUCACAAUAAUUAUGCAUCUUUGAGGUCAUCCCCUGCCCCUCAUCCAUCCCUCUCUCUCUGCUGGGACUUGUUUGAAAUGACUGGUAUGACCCACCUGUGGCUUUGCCAUUCAUGAGAAAUGUGGCCAUAUCAAACAUAUGCUGAGAUAAGUAUAAAAUUUAGUGUGGGCAAAAACUUAGCAUACAAACAAUUAUUAAUUAGGUAUUAUACUACAGUGGGGAAUUUUUGCUUAUUAAAGCCAGAACCUUCCCCCACACCCUCCACAAAAGCCUUCUAUAUAAGUUCAUGGCUAUAGCAUUUUCAAAUGGAAAAUAUAUUUGCAUCAUUAGAUGGCGUCCCAUGUUUCCAUCCUAUUAAAUACAAGGGGCCUGCUCAUGGUCCCAUUCCACCUCCUUUGCACAGCUCCAGUAGCACAAAGCAGGUGGAAAAGCAAUUUAACUGGCCAGCUGGGGAUUUUCCGAGAGAAGGCAACAUGGAAGGGAUAUUACCAACAGAAAGAGGGCAUGAACAUUGCAGAACAUUGCUGCGGUUCCUGGCUGCCAGAGUAGCCUUUGCAGACGACACAACUUAGAGCACUGCUACUUGGAUCUUCCAGGCUGUGCUGUGGCAGAAGAAUUAGUCCCCGGGAUCAGGCCAAAGAUAUUUUAGUGGCUGGAAAUAGGGGAGGCUGACAAAAGUGGUAACUAAGUUCUAAGAGGCAUUUUUUAAGGAAGAGGAAAAAGUGACCAGUUUAGGAGACUAAGAAAACCUUCUUGGUGGAGGGCAGUACUUGCCGAGCGCUUCCUUGACUUUGUUCAGGAUUUGCCACAGAUUUCAUCAAAGUAAAUUAUUGUGAAUGCCACAAUAAAGCUUAUUUGAAUGUGACAUCUAAAAUUGUAUUGAGUCUCCUCCCUCUACUAUCGUUGUUAUGAUUAGUGUAUACAGUAAUUAAAGUACACUUUAAUUCACUUGAGAAAUAUGCAUAUUUGUUAGGUGUGGUCAUCUGUCCAUCCCCCUCUCCUCCAUGUCUCUAUCAUACACACACUUGAUCAGAGGCAGCUCUUUAUUUUAGUAAUGGCUCUUUUUAACAGAGAGCAGUUGAAUAAGUAUGAUACAGAUGAGAGUACGAAACAAGACCCUACAUCCAGACACCCUAAAUCCUGGGAAAGUUUGGAUCCAAAAUUUGCAGCCCAAGUUCAUCUCUGUUGUUUCAUCGCAUGGUUGCUCAGCAACUACAACUCAAGGUCUUUAGACAUUCUUUAUCCACUGUUACCUGCACUGUCUCCAUCUCAGAAUUAAGAAUGUGAAAAUCCAUGGAUUGAUGAUAUAAAAGAAGAUACACAUCACUGGUGAGUUAAUGGCGCCCUGAUACUAACCACCCCCAAAUGACUAUGCUGCAGUAUGGACUCUCCUCCUAGCUAGUUGCUGAACCUGCCUGCAACAACUUCUCUCUGCUAAACCAGUGAUCUAACCCUACCUCCCAGCUGCCAAACCUGUUCACAGUCCACCCUUGACUGGUGCUCAGAUCCAACCCCAACCUACCAAAUCCAUCCAUGAGUCUCUCACCCCACCACAGCCUCCCUGACGUUGAGAGGUCAGAGAAACGGGGGAAAGUGUGAAGGAAAAAAAAAAUCGCAGAAGAUAGAGAAUUUCAUGGCUUUGGCAGGAAUUUACUUGGCUCAUUGAAAGGGGAUUUCUGGAGCUUGGCAGGCAAGUGAAUCUGCAGGUCUCUUUGGCUCCAGUCCUACAAUGACUGAGGCGUGUACUUAACUUUAAGUAGAAUGGGACUUCUCACGUACUUAAAAGUUAAGCACAUAAGUCUUUGCAGGAUUAGUGUCACCAAGAGCCCAAAUGUUGGUGUCAUGGAAGUCAAUGGCAAAACUCUCAUUAAUGCCAAUAGAACCAAGCUUUGGUACUAAGGGUCCCAAGCUGAUUUAUUUCCAGUGAAGUCAAUGGAAAGAUUGAUAUUGACAGCAAGGGGAAUUAGAUUGGGCCUUUAAAAGUUUAGCCAGCAGAUUGAUCGAUUUUGAAAAAUAGUCACAGACAACACUUUUAUAACUUGUCAUGCUAAUAAAUGGACUGGGGUGAAAGCAGGAGGGAGAUUGCCAAUUUGAAUGUGUGGUUCUCAGUGUUCAUAUUUUCUUUAAUGUUGGAAUAAAAGGAUUUUAAAAGGAAGAUUAGCAAAUAUAGAAAAUGAUCAUACAUUCUAUAUUUGCAGUAAAAAAAAAAAGUCUUGGUUGAGAAUUUCUAUGACUGCUGUAUCAUUAGCUUGUGUCAUUUAAAUCAGAAUGUGGACCCAUGAGAAAAGCAAAAUGCAGGAGAUGAAAAUGGUGAGUAGAUGGUACCUUAUUGUGAAUUAGCAGUGUGACCUUGAUUGUUAAGUACAGGGAUAACCUUUGUUGAUGUUUUUGUAGAAUUUAAAUUAGCUCUUGAAGGUAGUGAUUUCUGUUUAUGUGAAAAUGAUGGUUUCCUUUUUUUUUUUUUUUUAAGAAUAAUGUAAUCAGUGUGCAUUUUAUUCUAGUAUCUGCUGAAAAUAUUCCUGUGCUUUUUGUAUUUCAAGUGAAUAGUUUGAUACUCCUUUCCUUGUAAAGCUUUCCAAAAACGUUUGAUUUCAGUUGGCGACACCUUUUUGCAGACACUGCUGCUAUGUUUGUUUCCCCAGAUCAAUUUUCCAUUCAGUUGUAUUUUAUAGGAUUUCACUUUGUUGCUCUUGAUGAAAAAUCAAGUGGGCUUUGAGAUCUCUCCUUUAAUGAAUGGCAGUAAGUGGAUGCAGUAUUCAUAGUCUUAAAUACGCAUUCCCUUUGCAGAGGUCAAUCCAUCAAUAAUACAUGCUGGAAAUGUAGACAUAAUGUUAUGCUGUACACUCAUCUCAGGAGCAUUGCAAGGGACAAGGUCAAAAGAUAAGGAGUGUAUUUUAUGACAGUGUAACCACUCACGCUUGAAUGGGUUAAUGAGUUUAUAACAGUUACUUUGUCACUGAGGCCAAAUCCUGAGUAGUCAAUGGGACUGAGUUGCAGAUGCUCAGCACCACUUAGGAUUGGGCCCUGCUCCCAUUCAAGUUAAUAGCAAAAAUUCAACAAAGAAGGAUCAGGCCGUACAUCUGGAUGGAGCACAUGUAUACACACGCCUACAAUCUGACUAACUGAACAUCAUGCAUCUUCCUCAGUCUAUCCCUUGUUCUUCAUCUCAAGCCCCUGAAGUGGUAUAAGGCCGACUCCUGCUCUCGCUUUCUCAGGUGGGUGGGAUUAUUGUGCAAGUAAGACAAGCAGAGUUUGGCCCAUGGAUUCUAUUUCUACAGAUAGGAUUUUGUUCUAACACCAGUGACUUCCAUGAGAAUUUUCCCACUGACCCUCAAUGGGAUUGGGAUUUGGCCAUUCAUUUACAAAGAGUAUAAAAGUCUUCGAAAACAUUCCAGUGUGCGACAAUGUUUUUCAUAGUACAGUACAGAAGAGAUGGGUAAUGUACCUGCGGACCUAUGAAUGCAAGUAUGUAACGCUGCACAACAGAAUACUAUUCCAAUAGCUGGUCAUCCUGAGCCGAUAGGCUCCGCACUAAACAGAAAUAAAAAACAAAUUGGAUGAAAAAUGUGUAGCCUUUUCCUUUAGUCUGAAGUUCAUGAAAUAACAGAGCCUGAUCCUGCACUACAUACUCAGGCAAACAUCCCAGGGAAGGUAAUGGGAUUUU